UUGAGAUAACAACACUUAUAACAACGCGGUCAUACGUGUAUUCACCAGUAUGUGGCGGUAAUGUCCUCAACAAUACAUUUUCGAUCAGAUCCACCACAGAAUAAGUGGCAUACUGGGGAAGCGGACGUUAUUCGGUUUUUCUUCAUACGGUGGCAUACCCUAGUGUAUUCAGAGUUUUCUAACAGUAUGUAAUGAAAAUAACGGUACUUAUUAGACUACUGUUUAAUCUACAAAUCGCAUCGAUAAGUUUACCCCAGCAGUAAUUCAAUCUGAAUAUCAGCGUAAGCAACAGUCCUCCGAUCGGCUUGAAAGUCUACCUCUCGUACAUUCCAAAGCAUCUGGACUGACUUCAUGCUGUUUUGCUGUUACGUACUUGGUUGUUGUUGCAAGGGGAGCAGGGAAAUAUGAGUCUGAAGAGAGACAAGCUGUUGGAUGGCCUUGAGCAGAGUUUAUACACUCUGACGAAGGAACAUUUAAGUUACCUGUGCGUUCGUUGUGGAAUAGGCGCCAAGGAUGGUUUCCAUGGCGAAGGAAACAGUGAACGUGCGCUGCGGCGUCAGAUUAUGGAGGAAAUCUGGGAGAACGAGGAUUCAAAGACUUGGUUACAUCAGCUGAAAGAAAACAUCAGAGGAAUUCAGGAGGAUGACAGAUGUGUAGCCUUGAGCUCCACUACAUCAAGCAGUGAGGCUUCCAGUCCCAUCCAGUCUGACAGUGAUGAAGUAGAGGCUGCACUGCUAAGUGAAUCUGGGAAGCCUCGACAGUUGGAUGUUCCCCACCAAAUGUGCAACAGAAAAAAGCCUUACAGCUGUAAUCAGUGUGGAAAGACAUUCACUCAGUCAGGGAGCUUGGCAACUCAUCUGAGAACACACACUGGCGAGCAUUCUCACAGAUGUGAUGUAUGUGGGAAGACGUUUAAUGUGGCCUUCAAUCUAAUCCGGCACCAGCGAACACACACAGGAGAGAAACCAUACAGCUGUGAGGAGUGUGGGAAGAGCUUUGCUCAGUCCGGACUCUUGGCCAGCCACCGUCGUUCACAUACAGGAGAGAAACCAUAUGUUUGCACUCAGUGUGGGCAGAGUUUUGUCAAUUCAGGAUCCUUGGCAAAACACAAGCGAAAACAACACGUGGGAGAAAAACCCUACAGUUGUACAGACUGUGGAAAGAGUUUCUUUGAAUCACACACCCUGACUAACCAUAGGAGAACACACACAGGAGAGAAACCAUAUAGCUGUGACCUAUGUGGAAAGAGCUUUGCUCUUUCAGGUACCCUGAUUAAACACAAGCUAACUCAUACAGGAGAGAAACCAUACCGUUGUGUCCAGUGUGGGAAGAAUUUUCGUGAGUCAGGACGAUUGAAAGUUCACCAGAGAAUGCACACUGGAGAGAAGCCUUAUAGCUGUGAUCAGUGUGAGAGAAAAUUUGGUCAUUCACAACACCUGAAAGACCACUUGCGUACGCACACAGGAGAGAAACCUUUUAGUUGUGAUCAGUGUUAUAAAAGAUUCACUCAACCGCAACACCUGAAAUCACACAUGCGAACGCACACCGGAGAGAAACCUUUUUGCUGUGAUCUGUGCGAGAAAAGAUUUGCGCAUUCAGGGACACUGAAAGUGCACCAGAAAUCACACACAGGUGAAACAUAUCUAAAUCAAUCAUCUGUCUCUCCAACAGCGGUUCCAAGUAUGUCAAUUAAACCUGGACUGUCCGAUGUUCAAGAAUCCUCUACAAACUCUGAACAGUCCAAAGUUGCAGAUCCAUCUCCUUCACUGGUGUCAGUUCCAGAACCUUCUAUAAAUUCUGAACUGCCCAAAGUUCCUCAGCUGGAUGCUUCUAGGCCUACUCUAUUAUGAACCUGCAUUAAGGUUACUG
Molecule: messenger RNA, 1869 nt
Organism: Esox lucius (northern pike)
Lineage: Eukaryota; Metazoa; Chordata; Actinopteri; Esociformes; Esocidae
Product: zinc finger protein 501-like
Exons: 2
Coding region: 405-1850 (481 amino acids)
Biological process (GO): regulation of transcription by RNA polymerase II
Molecular function (GO): RNA polymerase II cis-regulatory region sequence-specific DNA binding; DNA-binding transcription factor activity
Source: RefSeq, a predicted model, not a curated record